AUGCUAAUCAAGAACAAGGAGAUAUAACUUAGAGUUAGAUUCCUUGGUGUUUAUUAGUAUGAGGGAGAUAAGCAAUUAGAUGUUAAGGAUCCUAGAUAUCAAACUUUACUCUUUGUGCAUUAACCCAUUUUUAACUCCUAGCAGUAAAGUACUACUUAGAACAUAAAAAAUAUUGAUAGCUAAAGUAGAGACGCAUAGAUAAUGCAGUUUAAAUUUUCGGGUUUCGAAUACCCUUUAAUAGAGAGAUGUGUCAAAGAAAUAUAAAGAAAAGAUCAUUAGAUAUUUAAGAGUUGUCAAUACAUUCAUUUGUCGCUUAAAGAUAAUGAAAUCUAGGGUUAUAUGGCUGAGGGGUAGACUGAUUUAUUUUAUGGGUUUUUAAGUAGAGUAAAGAAAGUGAAUAUUUUUAAUAAGUUUUUAGCAAAGGAGGGAUUUGCAAUACUUACUGAUUAGUAUAAGAAAUUAGACACUGAAAACAUCAAGGAAUUUUCUAUAAAUUAUGAGAGGAUGAUUAAGGUUGUUUAAAAUGAAGAUAAAAAUGCAAGAGUUAAUCAAAUAGGGCCAAUAUGGGAGAAGUAUUAAAGUGAAAUGACUAAAGACAGGAAAAUCAAUAAGCUCAGGUAUUAGAAAGAUAAAUUCUUCCAGAAAUUAAGUGAAAUAUUUAAGAGAUGA
Messenger RNA from Stylonychia lemnae, 669 nucleotides. The record is from the annotation of a GenBank genome assembly. Lineage: Eukaryota; Ciliophora; Spirotrichea; Sporadotrichida; Oxytrichidae.